This is a messenger RNA of Acanthosepion pharaonis, 636 nucleotides long. Lineage: Eukaryota; Metazoa; Mollusca; Cephalopoda; Sepiida; Sepiidae. The record is from the annotation of a GenBank genome assembly.
AUGUCUUUCUUUCCUAUAUUUUAUUUGUUAUUUAACUCUCUCUCUCUCUCUCUUUCUCUCUCUCUCUCUUUCUCUCUCUCUCUCUUUCUCUCUCUCUCUCUUUCUCGUUCUCUGACUCUCUCUAUAGAUAUGCAAAUAUGUACGAAUAGGUUUUUCUAUUUAUUAAUCUCGUUCUUUUUUGUCUUUCUUUUUCUCUCUCGCCCUGAUAUCUGUUCAAUAAUUUUUCUCUUCACCUUUUGUCUUUACUUCUCCCUUUCUCUUUCCUCUCGCUAUACCCUCCCCUCCUCCCUCUUUUUCUUUGCUUUUUUCUUUCUUUAUCUCUGCUGUUCUCUCUAUUUCCCUUUACUUGACACUAUCCGACUUUCUCUGCCUCUGUUUUUUUUUUUUUUUUUUUUGGUUUGUCUUUCUAAAUGCUCUUUCUAUUUGUUUCUCUCACUCUCUCUGCAGCUCAGCUUUUCCUACUCCGCCGAAAUCUCAGUAACUUUUAAUUUCCUCCUCUCUCUCUCUCUCUCUCUCUCUCUCUCUCUCUCUCUCUCUCUCUCUCUUUUCACUUUUCUCUGCCCCACUCUCUAUUUCUAUCUGUCUGUCUGUCUGUCUUUCUCUCUCGCUAUCUAUUUCUCACUCUUUUACUCUUAA